Cyprinus carpio (common carp) is the source of this 942-nucleotide messenger RNA. Its product is annotated as olfactory receptor 1L3-like. The record is from RefSeq and is a predicted model, not a curated record. The annotation marks the transcript as partial. Lineage: Eukaryota; Metazoa; Chordata; Actinopteri; Cypriniformes; Cyprinidae. The transcript has 2 exons. Gene Ontology annotation, biological process: G protein-coupled receptor signaling pathway. Gene Ontology annotation, cellular component: membrane. Gene Ontology annotation, molecular function: olfactory receptor activity.
CUGUGUAUCUAUCACUCAACUACCUUUGUAGGUAAGGAACAUUUCAGAAGUAGUUACAUUCUGACUCGAUAUAUUUUAUCUGUUAUAUGUAAUGGUUAUAUCUUAUAUUUAUUUUAUUUGUAUGCUUUGUUAAGGUCACAGAUGGACAACUUGACAUUCAGAUACAGUGUACUACUAGUGGAGGGACUGAAUGUUACAUCUCAGUCAAGCCUUCCCGUGUUUAUCCUUCUUUUGCUUGCUUACGUAUUUAUUAUGAUCUCUAACACUGGUAUGAUGAUUCAGAUCUCACUGGAAAAAAGUUUACACCAACCUAUGUACAUUCUUUUCUGCAGCUUGACAUUUAAUGAUGUAAUGGGAGCCACUGUUUUUGUGCCACGUUUGUUGAGGGAUAUUUUAACAGACCCCUCUGAGCGCUUCAUCACAUAUGUAGAGUGUGUUAUUCAAGCUUAUUUUACACAUUUGUGUAGUACAGCAUCUCACACGGUGAUAAUAAUCAUGGCCUUUGACAGUCUCAGUCUGCGCCUGUCUCACUGCAGAUCAUUUAUUUCAAACCACUUUUGUGACAACGCUUCACUAUUUAAACUGUCUUGUGAAAGUACAGUGAUUAAUAAUGUAUAUGGAUUGACUUUCACUGUAGUUUUAUUUGCCUCCUCAGUAGGGAGUGUGGCAUUAACAUAUCUCAGAAUAGCGAUGGUAUGCUUCAAAAGUAAAAACAAAACAACAAACAGCAAAGCCAUAAAAACCUGCAGCUCUCACUUGACUGUUUAUAUAAUCAUGCUGGUCUCUGGAUCUGUUGGAAUUGUCCUCCAUCGUUUCACUGUAUAUGCUGAAACUAGGAAACUAGCUAAUGUAUUGUUUCAUGUUAUUCCACCAGUCUUGAAUCCCAUAAUAUAUGGUUUACAAGCCAAGGAAAUAAGACAAAGGAUUUUUUUUAUUUUUUUA